Messenger RNA from Oryza brachyantha (malo sina), 1101 nucleotides. Its product is annotated as flavin mononucleotide hydrolase 1, chloroplatic. Bases 84 to 872 code for a protein of 262 amino acids. The record is from RefSeq and is a predicted model, not a curated record. The transcript has 7 exons. Lineage: Eukaryota; Viridiplantae; Streptophyta; Magnoliopsida; Poales; Poaceae.
AAAAUAGCCAACAAGAGCAAAAAGAAGCCAAGAAUCGUCCUCCUCCUCUUCUUCCUCCUGCUCCUCCUCCUUGGCUUGAUUUCAUGGUCUCCUUGCUCCCCCGCGCCCCCUAUCUCGCCUCCUCCAUCUCCAGACCCACCACCUCCUCCUCCGCCUCCCCGCUGCGGCCGCCUUACAUGUCCACCACCAACUCCGGCCCUGCUUCCGCCUCGGCGGCGGCGGCGGCGCCGGCAGAUGCGACGCGGCCGAGGAAGCUCCCGGUGCUGCUCUUCGACGUCAUGGACACCCUCGUCCGCGACCCCUUCUACCACCACAUACCGGCCUUCUUCCAAAUGUCAAUGAAGGAACUCCUUGAAAGCAAGCAUCCAACAGCAUGGUCUGAAUUUGAGACGGGGCUGAUUGAUGAGAAUGAGCUGGCCAAGAAAUUCUUCAAUGAUGGCAGAUCUUUUGAUUUGGAAGGUCUGAAAGCAUGCAUGGUCAGAGCAUAUGAGUACAUUGAUGGUGUUGAAGACAUUCUUAUCAGUUUGAAGAAAAAUGACUAUGAAGUACAUGCAUUUACAAAUUAUCCAGUGUGGUAUCAGUUAGUCGAGGAGAAGCUAAAGCUCUCAAAGUAUUUGUCAUGGACAUUCUGUUCAUGUACAGUUGGAAAGCGCAAACCUUCGCCUGAUUUCUAUCUCCAUGCAGUGGAUCAUCUAAGCGUCGAUCCAGCAAGCUGCAUAUUCAUUGAUGACAGAAUGACAAACAUUGAAGCGGCCCUCAGUGUAGGAAUGGUUGGUUUGCAUUUUAAAAAUGCUGAGGUGCUCAAGAAGGAUUUGUGCUCACUUGGAGUUGAAUUCACACCUGUGCAUGAAGAUGAAAUAAAAGUUCAAUAAGGUUGCAUUUUUGUUACCUCCUGUUUAUGAUAGCAAAAUCCAUAUGUAUAUGUGAUUCAUAUGUCUUCUGAACCUUGUCAAUAACAUAAGGUCCCCUGAUUGUCUUAUAUAUGUACACUACUAAUCUUUACUAUGUUCAAUUGUUCAUAUUAUCAAACAUUCAUUAGUUUCGAUGUUUCCAACAAGUAAAGGUGAAUAAAAUGCCAUGGCUGGGAAAACGUGCUGGUAC